ACACAUAAUCAUUGAGUGAGAAAUAUCAUGGAGUCAAAGGGUGGUAGAUUCGGGGCUUCACUUUUGGUUCCAAGCGUACAAGAACUUGCUAACGAACACUUGAUCAAGGUUCCAUCCCGAUAUAUUCGCGAUGAUCAAGAAUCUGUCAUACCAUCAUCCAUGCCUCAAGUACCUAUCAUCGAUAUGGACCGAUUAACAUCCGAAGAUUCCAUUGACUCUGAAUUAGAAAAUCUACACCUUGCUUGUAAAGAUUGGGGAUUCUUUCAGAUAAUAAAUCAUGGGAUUAGUGGUUCAUUAUUGGAGAAAGUAAAGAAAGAAACACAAGAAUUCUUUAAGUUGCCAAUUGAGGUGAAAAAGAAGUUUUGGCAAACGUCUGAAGAUGUUGAGGGAUUUGGACAAGCCUUUGUUGUAUCUGAGGAGCAAAAACUCGAUUGGGCUGAUAUGUUUUUCUUGGUUACUCUUCCUCCUCAUAGUCGAAGGCCUCGCUUAUUUCCUAACCUACCUCUUCCAUUCCGAGAUAUCUUAGAUGAAUAUUCAAGAGAGAUAAUGAAUACAGCGAAAAAAACUUUGCUCUACAUUGCAAAAGCAUUAAAGAUGGAAACCAAGGAUUUGAUGGUAUUGUUUGAGGAAGGAAUGCAAUCAAUGAGGAUGAACUACUAUCCACCAUGUCCACAACCCGAACAAGUCAUUGGUCUUACCCCACACUCUGAUGCGGUUGGGAUCACCUUCCUUCUCGAACUAAAUGAAGUACAUGGUCUCCAAAUAAGAAAAGAUGGCAUUUGGAUCCCAAUUAUACCACUCCCAAAUGCUUUCAUUGUUAAUAUUGGAGAGAUCCUAGAGAUUGUGACAAACGGACAAUAUAAAAGCGUUGAACAUAGAGCUACAGUGAACUCAGAAAGAGAGAGGCUGUCUAUAGCCACAUUUAUCAACCCAAAGGAUGGUGAAAUAGGACCAGCACCAAGCAUAGUGACGCCGGAAACGCCACCAAAGUUUACUAGGGUGACAACUUCUGAUUUUUUCAAGAACUUAUUCUCUAAGGAACUUAAACGUAAAUCAAACCUUGAACAAUACUAUAUAUAGAGUAUACAUGUUUGUGUUACUUAUUGAAAAUAAAUGGUGCGUGUAUUUACAAAAAGAAAAAUAGCAUUGGAAUGUAUGCCAUAUCUAUAUAAUUUAAACUAGUGAGAUUGCCCGCAUUAUGCGAUGGACUUUUGGUCA
Molecule: messenger RNA, 1218 nt
Organism: Helianthus annuus (common sunflower)
Lineage: Eukaryota; Viridiplantae; Streptophyta; Magnoliopsida; Asterales; Asteraceae
Product: protein SRG1
Exons: 4
Coding region: 28-1080 (350 amino acids)
Source: RefSeq, a predicted model, not a curated record